Messenger RNA from Daucus carota subsp. sativus, 1365 nucleotides. RefSeq names its product diaminopimelate epimerase, chloroplastic. The transcript has 9 exons. The coding region runs from base 109 to 1209 and encodes 366 amino acids. Lineage: Eukaryota; Viridiplantae; Streptophyta; Magnoliopsida; Apiales; Apiaceae. Gene Ontology annotation, molecular function: diaminopimelate epimerase activity. Gene Ontology annotation, cellular component: cytoplasm; cytosol. The record is from RefSeq and is a predicted model, not a curated record.
AUUUGAUAUAAGCAGCAAGAUUCUAGUUGCAGCCUGAUAGAACUGAUAGCCCUGCCGCCUAUUGUCCGCUUGCCAAAAAGAAACACACAAACAGAAACGCCGCCAGGUAUGGCCACCGCCGCCGCCACAGUCUCCGCCCAACUAGCUUACUCAGCUCGCCGCAACACUUCUCUCUCCUCACUAUCUCCUUCUUCACCUACAUUCGCCUUCAAAUUCAACUCUCUCCGACUAAUCCACACCACUCCCACCAAUCCAAACCCCAGCUUCCGCAUCUCGAUGAGCAGCAGUAUUCAAUCACCUCCCGAGACGAUCUCUCAGCUCUCAUUUCUCGAUCGUAGAGAAUCUGGUUCUCUUCACUUCGUCAAAUAUCAUGGCCUCGGCAAUGACUUCAUCCUCGUUGAUAAUAGAGAUUGUGUGGAGCCGAAGAUAAGUCCAGAACAAGCGGCUAAGCUGUGUGAUCGGAAUUUCGGAAUUGGAGCUGAUGGAGUCAUUUUUGUGUUGCCGGGAUUUAAUGACACUGAUUAUACCAUGAGGAUUUAUAAUUCUGAUGGUAGUGAACCCGAGAUGUGUGGUAAUGGAGUUCGAUGCUUCGCCAAAUUCAUUGCUGAUCUUGAAAAUUUGCAAGGAAAACAAAGUUUUAAUGUACAUACGGGUGCUGGCCUAAUUGUUCCUGAAAUUCAAGAGGAUGGCAAGGUUAAAGUUGAUAUGGGUGUGCCAAUACUAAAUGCUUCAGAUGUUCCCACAAAAUUACCCACAACAAAUAAUCAACCUGUUGUAAGCUCCCAACUGGAUGUUGAUGGUGUAAGCUGGAAUGUUACAUGUGUUAGCAUGGGAAAUCCUCAUUGUGUUACAUUUUCUAAUGAAGGAAGCCAGAAUUUGCUGGUCGAUGAAUUAAAUCUCGCAGAUAUAGGUCCUAAAUUUGAACAUCACCAAAUGUUUCCUGCCCGCAUCAACACAGAAUUCGUGCAAGUAUAUUCUCGAUCACAUGUAAAGAUGCGUGUUUGGGAGCGUGGUGCAGGAGCAACACUUGCUUGCGGAACUGGUGCAUGUGCAGUGGUUGUUGCAGCAGUUCUGGAAGGACGUACUGAGAGGUGUUGCACUGUUGAUUUGCCUGGAGGUCCCCUGGAGAUUGAAUGGAGGGAAGAAGACAAUCAUGUAUACAUGACAGGCCCAGCUGAAGUAGUGUUUUAUGGAUCUGUUCCUCUGUAAACUCUUCAUUUGUAAUUUUUGUAUCACAGGAAUGAGAAUAUUUGUGUAGGCUUUGCCUUAAUUUGUUAGAAGUUUAGACUAAUGAUGUAGUGGUGUAUUGCCACUAAAAUACAAGUGUUCUGGCUUUAAAUAUUUAAGCAGUCUGUUUCAGUGGUA